CAUCCUUGUAAAACCCUAUAAAAUACCAACACCUUCCCUUCAUUUCUAUCCAUCUCUCUCUCGCUCAAACACAGUCAAUAAUCCUUACUAAACUGAAUCUAUCUUUUGAAAUAAGAUGGCUUCAAAGAACUCAGCCUCACUUGCUCUUUUCUUUGCACUCAACAUCCUCUUUUUCACCUUAACCGCUGCAACUGAUUGCUGCAGUCCUAAGCCGAAGCCCAAACCUAGUCCUAAGCCUAAGCCGGUCUCAUGUCCUCCGCCCCCCAAGCAUGUCCCAAGUCCAUCGGUCCCAAGUCCUAACCCUAGGCCUGUCCCACCUCCUAGCACCCCUGGCUCAUCCCAAAACUGUCCUAUAGAUGUCCUCAAGCUCGGUGUAUGUGCAAAUGUCCUAAGCGGCCUACUCAACAUACAGUUGGGUCAGCCAUCAACUCAAGAAUGCUGCUCGCUUGUCCAAGGUUUAGUUGACCUCGAGGCCGCUGUUUGUCUCUGCACUGCCCUUAGGGCUAACGUUCUCGGAAUCAACCUUAACGUUCCUAUAUCUCUCAGCGUUCUUCUCAACAAGUGUAACAAGAAGGUUCCAUCUGGUUUCGAAUGCACUUGAAUCAGCUAUGCACACGACGCCGCACACAGUUUCCUCUUUAAAAAAAAUAAGUUUGAAUAAAUGCAUGCAAGCUCGAGUUUAAUGUGUACAUGUUAAAUUUGUAUAAGUAAAAUAAUAAAUGUGUGAGAGUAUAGUGUUUUUUUUUUUCUUUUUUUUUGCAAAUGUUCCCCGUCUUUGGUGCUUGUAUGUUUUGUAGCCAUCUAUUUCUAUUUUCAACCGUAUAAUGAAUAUACUUUUUUACC
Eutrema salsugineum is the source of this 843-nucleotide messenger RNA. RefSeq names its product pEARLI1-like lipid transfer protein 1. Lineage: Eukaryota; Viridiplantae; Streptophyta; Magnoliopsida; Brassicales; Brassicaceae. The transcript has a single exon. The coding region runs from base 116 to 601 and encodes 161 amino acids. The record is from RefSeq and is a predicted model, not a curated record.